This is a messenger RNA of Alnus glutinosa, 1761 nucleotides long. RefSeq names its product zinc finger BED domain-containing protein RICESLEEPER 1-like. Lineage: Eukaryota; Viridiplantae; Streptophyta; Magnoliopsida; Fagales; Betulaceae. Gene Ontology annotation, molecular function: DNA binding; protein dimerization activity. The coding region runs from base 1 to 1761 and encodes 586 amino acids. The transcript is spliced from 3 exons. The record is from RefSeq and is a predicted model, not a curated record.
AUGGAUGAUAAUUCAACUGGUUGUCAUAAUACUAUUGGUUCUAGUUCUGCGUCAUCUGCACCUAGUCUUUUGGACAGUACCAUGCCUCCCAUGUUGAAUGAUAAUGUUGAAUGUGUUGGGGUUGGGGUUGGAUCUACAGGAACUAUUGGCUCUCCAAAUCCUAGUUCAGCUCUCCCACAUAAACCUAAGAAAUUUGAUUGUCACCCUAGAAGCCGCGGCACCUCAUCCAUGCUACAACAUAUCAGGAAAAGUUGCAAAAAAUAUCCUGGUAGGCUUGAUAAGUCCCGAACAAAGUUGAGUUUUGAGGCUAAGAGGGAAGGACAAGGGGUAGUGGGCGAAGGGACAUAUGGUAAUCUUGUUUUUACCAAGUAUAAUGCUACAAAAAUAAGAGAAUCAACUUCACAGAUGAUUAUUGUGGAUGAGUUACCAUUUAGAUUUGUGGAAGGUGAAGGGUUACAGAACUUCAUGAAGACAGUGGAACCUAGGUAUUCAAUUCCUUCCCGUUAUACUAUGAUGAGAGAUUGGGUUAGGCUCUAUAUGUCUAAGAAGGAAAAAUUGAGGGCAAUGUUCUUGACAUCCGAUAUUCGGGUUUGUCUUACCACUGAUAGUUGGACUUCGGUACAGAACCUGAAUUACAUGUGCAUCACUGCUCAUUUUAUUGAUAAUAAUUGGAACUUGCACAAAAGAAUUUUGAACUUUUGUUUACUUUGUAACCACAAAGGUGAGACCAUUGGGCAAAAGAUUGAGUCGUGUAUGCUUGAGUGGGGUAUUAGUAGCAUUUUCACUAUCACAGUUGACAAUGAUUCUUCUAAUGAUACUGCUUUGGAAUACUUGAGGAAGAGAACGGCUCAUAGGACUGGUGCCAUAUUGGAGAAUCAAUUUAUGGAUGUGAAGUGUUGUGCAUAUAUUUUAAAUCUUAUUGUGUCUGAUAGUUUGAAAGAAGUUGAUGAGUCCAUUGUGAAGAGUGCUUUUGAUCUUUUGGAAGAGUAUGAUGGGAAUUAUGUUCUUUCGUUGACUGAGGAAAAGAAUGCUAAAAAAGGUUUGGGACCUUCUAAUUAUGAUGACUGGGAUCGUAUUAGGACUUUUCUCAAGUUUCUCAAACUUUUUUAUGAUGCCACAUUGCGACUUUCACGGUCUUUGUAUGUGACUUCUAAUAUGUAUUGGCAAGAAAUUCGUGGCAUUCAAAUGCAUAUACAAUCGUAUUGUGAUAGUAGUGAUUAUGUAUUGAGUUCUAUGGCGGAGAGAAUGAUGAUGAAAUAUAAUAAGUAUUGGGGGGAUUUAGAUAAGGUUAAUGUGUUUAUGUUUGUUGAUGUCAUACUUGAUCCACAAACCAAAUUGGGGUCAUUGGAAUUUUGGUUCAAGAAUAUUCUUAAUGAGGAGCAAUGUACUAAUAUGGUGAAAAAAUUGAAGCACUACCUUCAAAAAUUAUAUGAUCACCUCGAUGCUGGAGAGACUUCAUCUCAAGUUGAACAUGGUAGUGUAUAUGUAUGCCCUCAAGGUUCCUCAAUGAUAGAAGAAACCGAUAACCUUUCACUUCACUUCAUGAACAAGUUUCAUAAGUACCUAAUUUUAAAAAGUGAUGUUCAUAACAAAUUGGAGAUAGAUCGGUAUUUGAUGGAAGAUGUUGAAAAACCAAAUGUGAAUUUUGAUAUUUUAAAUUGGUGGAAGGUGAACUCAUCUAAAUUCCUAGUACUUGCCAAAAAUAGCACGUAUUGUGUUGGCCAUUCCCAUUACUACAGUUGCUUCAGAGUCGGCGUUUAG